UUUUAGAAAAAAUUAUUUUUAUAAAUAAUUAAUUUAAAAUUUUGGAAUUCGGAAUAAAAAUUUACAAACCUAUUCAUAAACACUAAAUUUCAUAAUUUGAUACAAAUUAACAUAUAAUCCAAGGUAACAAAUAAAUCAAUGUUAAAUGUUUGGAAAUGUGAGAAAGUGUAUGAGAAAUGGUUAAAAUUGCGGUUCCCCAUCCGUUAAGAAUGUUAUAAUUAAUUAUAAUAAUGUAAAAUAUUAUGCUUUAACUGCAAAAAAUUUCGUAGGAUAUGGAAGAAGAGUAUACAGAGUGGGAUCAAUUCAGCUCAGAAUCUUGCGAAACCCUCAAAUGGAUCCCCUGGUUCACCUCCCUAGAAGGCCACGAAUUCCUCCUCGAAAUUGAGGAAUCGUUUGUGAGAGAUCAGUUUAAUUUGAGUGGGUUGAAGAGUUUACGUAAUUACAACGGAGCGAUGAGCAUGAUCCUUGGUCCGGCACCUACGGAAGAAGUUUUCAUGGACGGGAAAUUCCUCGAACUUUACAUGAACGCCACUGAUUUAUACGGAAUGCUACACUCCAGAUACAUCACCACACCCAUAGGACUCAGACUAAUGAGGGAGAAGUAUCAGCAAGGCGUGUUUGGGCAAUGUCCUCGUGUGGAAUGUCAGCGUCAGAAUGUGUUACCGGUUGGGUUUAGUGACAAUUUACACAAUCACAGGAUAAAGACAUAUUGUCCCCGAUGUCAGGAGGCGUAUGUCAUCAGGUCUGGCGAAGUCCACGCCGACAUUGACGGCGCCUUUUUCGGCAGAUCAUUCCCUCAUCUGUUUCUACUCACUUUUCCUAACCUCAUACCAGACCAGCCACCAGUACCCUUUGUUCCCAAAAUCUUCGGGUUCAAAGUCCACAACAUCAACUCACUCAUUAAAAUCAAACUCGAAAACGGUGAGUUUGGAAAGAUAGAGGACGAGGAUUCCAAUUCGCAAGAUGAGAUGAAGUUAGAUUAAAUUUCUACACCCCAUCACUUAAUAUUUUAACUCAAUUCCA
Molecule: messenger RNA, 1023 nt
Organism: Theileria parva strain Muguga
Lineage: Eukaryota; Apicomplexa; Aconoidasida; Piroplasmida; Theileriidae
Gene: csnk2b
Product: Casein kinase II regulatory subunit family protein
Exons: 4
Coding region: 273-983 (236 amino acids)
Cellular component (GO): protein kinase CK2 complex; cytoplasm
Molecular function (GO): protein kinase regulator activity
Source: RefSeq, a predicted model, not a curated record